GCGACGGCUGUUGCUGUUGCACAGCGUUCGUAUUUGUACAGUGCACUUUUACGAUUCUUAUGUUCAUGUUACAUGUGUCGUCUUCGGCCGCCAUAAGUUCCGAAUAAUACCAAUUAAUUAUUUCGUGCGUAUCUUUGCGGAAUUUCGUAACAGAGCACGGUUACCGUCGAUACCACUGCGAAAGCGUUCAGGCUUCCAAUACACCAAAUCCGUCCGAACGGACUGCGGCCCUUAAAACACAGUUUGGAAUGCGCUAGCAAGCCAUUUGCUAAAGAGAGAGGGUUUAAAAAUGCAAAAUUGGAACCAAUGGCAACUUUCAACUGGUGCUGUUGCUACUCCAAUGCCGCAGCCACCAGUUGGCUACGCUGCACCCGGGGCAGAUCCUAUGGCUAUGAUGCAAGCGUACAUGCAGUAUUAUAAUCAGCCAGCACCGAGCGGGUACACAGCAGAACAAUGGGCCGCGGCUCAACAGCAAAAUUGGGCCCAGUGGCAGCAAUGGCAGCAACAAUAUCAGCAAUGGCAAGCACAAUACGGGGAGAAGUACCAGGAAACGAUGAAGCGGAUGUCGAAUCAGAAUAUGAGUUUAACCGGUCCGGUGCCACAAUUACCGCAACCCCCGCCACCGCUUCCAAAAGAGGACGCGGCGAAACCGCCUUUGCCUCCGACCACGACGAACGCGUAUCAGUUCACGAGCAUGCCUCCACCUCAUCAGAACAAUCUUCCAUUGUUCCCGAUUAAACAAAGCGGGAACGCGCAAAACUGUCCUCCGAACAACCCCCCGCUACCCCCGAGUCAGCCGCCGUUACCCCCCGAUAAUAAUAAUAGCAGCGAGAACAAUUUAAAACGCAGUGGCAGUUGUUCGGUCAGUGAAUCUAGUAGUGUUAAAAAAAUGAAGAUCGAAGACGAAGAGCUCACCGAGGCGGAGAAAACGUUCGACGCUCAAUUCAAACAGUGGGAGGAACAGUUUAAUAAGUGGAAACAGCAGAAUGCUAAUCACCCAGACAAGAAUCAGUACAAACAGUACGAAGAGAAGUGGACAUCCUGGCGAGAGAAGCUCAUCGAACGACGGGAGCAAAUGCGUAAGAAACGCGAGCAACAGAAACAGACUACGACCAAGAUGGAGAUUGAGAAGAAAAAUUUACCUGGCGACGACAAGAUAAUGAAUAUACUGUCGAACACGGAGAAUCAAGGAUUGAUCAACAAUCUAUUGGGGAUUGGGAAAACGCUUGGUUUGACUGGCAAGCAGAAUGCUAACAUGCCUCCACCGCCACCUCCGCCACCAGCUACAGAAGCAGCUACGUCUAAUACACAGACGACUUCGUCCGCUUCUCAGGCAGCGUCGACACAGUUACCACCUAACGUGCCUACGUCGACGUGGAAUAAUUCUCAGCAGUGGUCGUCGCCGCAUUUCCCGAACUUCCAGGCUAUGACCGGGGUACCUCCACCUCCGUUUUCCACAGCGAGUAAUAAUACCCAGAUGCCGAAUUUCACGCAGCCACCACCGAAUUUCUCCGUACCGAACUUUUCACAGCCACCGCCGGGUUUCAACGAUUUGCGACACAAUAGUAACGUCCGAGCGCAAGUCCCACCGUCUAUACAAGGAAGGCUACCGCCGUUCGGACCGAACUCCGACGCGAAUUCGAUGCAUAAAGAAGGCUCGAAUCAGAGUUCUAUGAACAGCUUUGAUCCGGCUGGUAAUUUUGGACAGAAGGAAGGGAUGUCAGCCGAACGUUUCGCACGAGACGAUCAUCGAGGAUCUGAAGUGGAUCACUUUAGAAGGGAGAAUAGGAACUUCCAGGAACAUGGAAACAAUCAGUUUAACCAGCAGAAGAUGAAUUUCAACGAUAGAUUCGGGAACGACAGAUUCGGUCCUGGGAAUAAUCGAUGCGGCCCGUCGAACGAAAGAUUCGGUCCUGGGAACGAUCGAUUCGGAAUGGGAAACGAUCGGCUCGGAGAUAAUAGAUUCGCCUGUGGGAAUGACCGAUUCGGCACCGAUAGGAACGAGCCUCUCAACGAUCGUUUCGGGCCGAACAGCGAUCGAUUCGGUCCGAACAACGAAGCUUGCGGGCCCGGAAGUGAUAGAUUUAACAGGAGCAGCAUGGAUCGUUUUGAUCCGAAAGAUAUCGGAGAUAGGCGUGACAGUUUUCCGAAUACGUUGAGGAAUUUCAGUCGAAACAAUCAGUUUGAACCGUCAGAACUCGCGCCCGAAUUGAAGAAACUUAUGGAGAAACGAAGAGCUGCGAUGGAUGUGUUCAAACCGAGUUUCGUCGAAUGCGAUAAGAACAGUAGUGUUGGUUCGUUGAGUGAAAGCUUCAAGAAAAUUACAGGUGAUUCUCCGUUUGCGAAACCGGGCAACAACUUCGGACCUCGCGGAUCUCCCAACGUUGGACCAGGAGGACCCGGUGGUAACUUCAGGAUGUCUCAAGGAAAUUCGGAGUUUGGAUCGCGCAGUGCGAUGGAGAUCGCACGUAAUAUUCCGUUCAACGAUGACAUAGGUCAGUUCAGAGGACCCAACACCGAUCCGCAACAACAAUUCAUGAACGUUGACGCUAAACACGAAAUGUUGAAUCGCGAGAAUGAUCCGAAUAUGGAAAUGAAACGUGUAGUGGAACAAACGCCGGUGACUAGAUCCAGUUUGCUCGAACAGAACGUUGACAGUGUAAAGGAAGACAAGAACGUUCCAUUGUCACAAAAGCCGCCUUGGACCGAUGGCCAACUUCCCGAAGACGGUUCGCGACAAACGGACACUGCUAAAAGUGAAAAUUACGGUUCUUCGGAAAAUCCAAAUACAGCUGGUACAGGAGAAACGAAAGAAUCGCAGCAAGAACAGUUAAAUAGCAUCGAUAAUGUUAACAAGACUGACGUGCUGCCUUUUAUGGGCGAGAACGAUCCGAAACCUGAAGACUUAAACAUGGAACCUCCACCCGAAUUACCCAACUUAGGCCCUGUCAUUGAUGCCAGUGAACCGCAAAGAACGAACGAACCAUUCGAUAUGAAGGAGUCUUCCUUGAAACCUUUCCCGAACAAUCCCGAAUGUUUCGCACCUAGAGUCAAUUUUAGCCCUAUGUUGGGUCCAAGAGAAAUGCAGUUCAGACCGAACGCACCGUUUCCCGGCCCUAGAGCUCCUAGCGACGUUAGAUUUCCCAUGUUCGAUCCUAAAAAUCUAACCCCGUUCAAUCCUCCCGUACCAAAUUCAUAUCAGUUUGACCCUCGUGGACCGAACAGCCAGUUUAGUCCGAGGGGUCCGAAUAAUAUGCAGUUCGCUCCUCGCGAUUUCCCUGACGGACAAUUUCGUCCUAGAGGCGCGGGUGAUGGAUCUUUCGGUCCGACAGGCCCUGCCGAUUUCAGACCGAGAGGACCGAACGACGGACAGUUCGGUCCACGCGGUCCGAACGAUGGACAAUUCGCCCCGAGAAGUAUAAACGAUGGAAUGUUUAAUCCUAGAGCACCUAACGACGGAUCGUUUGGACUGAGAGGUCCCGGUGAUAACCAAUUCGGGCCAAGAGGUCCUAACACUCAGUUCAGCCUCAGAGGUCCAAACGUCGGAAAUUUUGCUCCCAGACCUGACGGUCUGUUGGGAUUCCGAAGACCAGUCGACGGACAGUUUGGUCCUAAAGGAUCUAACGAUGGACAGUUUGGACCUCCAAACGCUAACAACAGACCAGUCAGCGUUGGCAGAUCGAAUGACCCGACGUUCGAUAAACGAGGACAGUUCGAUCCGCAAUUCGUGCCUAGGGGAUCUAACGAAGGACAGUCUAGAUUUUUAGCUCCCAGCGACAAGCUCUUUGGUACGCGACGUUCAGAUCCAUCUUAUCAGAAAAAUCCAAGUUCAAAAGGAAUGAACGAUGGACAGUUUCCGAAUAGAUUCAACGAGAAUACUAAUUUCGGUUCGCAUGGUCCGAAUGAGACGUACUUUGGACCACGAGGUGCGAUGACUGCUCCAAACGAUGGUCCUUUCCCAUCUCAUGGUUCUACUGACAGAUCGUUCGACAUCAGAGGAAAGGAAGGACCAAUCAAUCCUGAUGUUAAAAUACAAGAAUCGGGGAGCGUCGGAGGAGGAUUUAAUAAUAAGAAUCAAAUAUCAGUAGAUCCUAAUAAUAAAAAUCUCGGGGGGAAACCUUAUUCUACGAACAAUUUCGGAGAAGACCAGAGACCUUCACGUGACUUCAGUCGUUCCGACAGACUUAUGUUCUCUCAAAACGAUUCGUUCAAUAGGUGUGUUAUGAAGCCCAUGGAACGAUCUGCUAUUAGUGAUAAUAAAAUUAACGUACACGAGAAAGAGUCGGAGAAAGGUGCGAUGGAAUUAUCAUCGGAGAAAUUCGACAUGAUACGAUCCGUAGACGGUCGACAGACUCAAGUCAGGUGUUCGACCGUGAAAGAAUUUUGCAUCGAGAGACAGUUCAAUUAUAAUCACGGCGGAGCUGUCGGUGAUAAGAAAUUGAUCGAGCACGUGCCAGCUAAAGUGAUCGACUACGCGCAUACAUCCCGGCCAUCGAUUCAAGAUCAUUUGACUCCCGUGCAGUGCUUCGAUUACGGACACGGCAAUUUGAAGCCGUCGGUGCCGGAGCACGAGGUUCAACCGAAGAAAGAUUUCCGAAAUUGGGAGGAGAACGAACAGAACUUAAAAGAGUACACGGAGAGGAUAAGGAAGUAUGAAUAUUACGCGAGCAAAGUAGAGCACAGACGGCCGGAUUAUAGACAGAGAAGAAAUACGAACGACCUGACAGAGGAGAGGAGACCCGAGAGAGGACGAAGAGAAAAGGAGGAUUACAAAGUGAAGGAGAAACGAAACAACAGGAUAUUUGAUAAUUCGUUUGACAAAGAUCAAGAGAAUCGCUAUGAGAAGAAUUCUAACAAAGUGUUUGUUCUAAAUGCAGAAAGAACGCGGGAGAGAUGUGAAACUUCUCACAAGGAAACGAGUAAAGAGAAUGAAAGAGACGAAGACAGAUCGAAAGGAAAUAUAAACUGGCAGGAGAAUUUGAACAAGAACGUCGUAGAUACAAAGCCGACAGAGAGCAGUGUUGCAGAUAACCAGCACAAUGUAUUGGAAUCUACACAGAAAACUUUGGAACUGGCGAAGACACCAAACUGCACGAUGGUGGACGAUUUGUUAUGUCCACCAGGUCGCCAGAACAGACCACCAAAAGUAGCUAUUAUAUUGCGGGGCCCACCAGGCAGUGGGAAAUCUUUUGUCGCGAAGCUCAUCAAGGACAAAGAAGUUGAACAAGGUGGUUCUGCGCCGAGGAUACUAAGCCUCGAUGAUUAUUUCCUAGCGGAGAAAGAGAUCGAGACUACGGACGAUAACGGAAAGAAAGUUACUGUCAAGGAGAUGGUCUACGAAUAUGAGGAAGCGAUGGAGCAAAGUUAUGUCACGUCCCUUGUGAAAGCUUUUAAAAAGAAUAUCACCGAUGGCUUUUUCAAUUUUAUAAUACUCGACUGCAUUAACGAGAAAAUAUCGGAUUACGAAGAAAUGUGGAGCUUCGCUAAAACGAAAGGCUUCAAGGUAUACGUGUGCGAGAUGGAAAUGGAUUUGCAAAUCUGUUUGAAGAGGAACAUUCACAAUCGCACGGAGGACGAAAUAAACAGGAUUAUCGAUUACUUCGAACCGACGCCGAGUUAUCACCAAAAAUUAGAUGUGAAUGCGUUACUUCAAGAACAGGCGAUUGAAGAAGUUCAAAUGGAAGAUACUGAAGAAGUACAGGAGAAACCUGUUCCGCAGAACGAAGAUAGUCAAGACAGUCAGGACGAUGCCCUACUUACGGGAGUAAGUAAAUGGGAACGUAUGGAGGCCGAAGAUAAGUUAGAUCGCUUAGACGGACUCGCGAGAAAGAAGAAUGAAGGGAAGGUGCAGACCAUGAAAGAUUUCCUUCAAGUUCCUGAUUACUACAACAUGGAAGAUACUUCUGGUAAAAAGCGCGUAAGAUGGGCUGACUUGGAAGAGCGUAAAGAACAGGAGAAGAUGCGCGCUGUCGGAUUCGUAGUUGGCCAUACUAACUGGGAUCGUAUGAUGGAUCCUACGAAAGGAGGAAGCGCAUUGACACGCACAAAGUUUUUCUCGCUAUCGUAAUGACAUGUUUUUAUUCCGCUGAGCAGAAGUUUCGCGUGUAAGACGUCGACGAAGUUUCAAAUUUGGACAACGUUUCUAUGAUUUUUAAUGUAGCCUUAUAGACAAUCUAGUUGACGAAACUAGCGCGUAAAGCCAUCUAAUUUAUGUAAACCGUUGCUGUAAUUACUGUAUAUAUAUUUACAUAUAUAUAUGUCACAUCAAUGAACUGUUUCUGUUACAUCAUUUUUUAUAUUUGCUUCGUUCGUAAUGUAAUUGUUAAGACGAGAGCUUAAGUGAAAACAAUUAUUAUACACUGCCUGAUGGGCGUUACGGAAGUUUGUUCAUUAUCCGAUUCGAAUAAAAAUGAUAUUAUUUA
Messenger RNA from Ceratina calcarata, 6422 nucleotides. RefSeq lists its product as uncharacterized. Lineage: Eukaryota; Metazoa; Arthropoda; Insecta; Hymenoptera; Apidae. Gene Ontology annotation, cellular component: nucleus. The transcript is spliced from 16 exons. The record is from RefSeq and is a predicted model, not a curated record. Gene Ontology annotation, biological process: regulation of telomere maintenance. Bases 290 to 6067 code for a protein of 1925 amino acids.